Messenger RNA from Rotaria sp. Silwood2, 200 nucleotides. NCBI's taxonomy places the organism in Eukaryota, Metazoa, Rotifera, Eurotatoria, Philodinida, Philodinidae. The record is from the annotation of a GenBank genome assembly.
AUGGAUACUCAAGUUAUUUCAAGAAUUUGUUCGAAUAUCUUACCUCAAAUUCAUUCACAAGUACAUAAACUUACUGUUGAAGAAUAUUCAAUGAAACAAAUUCUUCUUGCUGCCAACUAUCCUCAACUUUAUUCAUUAUCACUUUUCAAUUUUCAAGAAGUAACACUUCAUCAAUAUUUAAGAGGUAAUGGUUUUAAUUU